Molecule: messenger RNA, 3547 nt
Organism: Opisthorchis viverrini
Lineage: Eukaryota; Metazoa; Platyhelminthes; Trematoda; Opisthorchiida; Opisthorchiidae
Exons: 2
Coding region: 36-3137 (1033 amino acids)
Source: RefSeq, a predicted model, not a curated record
UCAGCGCCCACUUUGCCAAACGAUUCAGCUUUUUAAUGGAGGAUGGAAAGGAAAGGAAACAGUGUUCGAGGAAACAGUCGACGCAGUGCCUUAAUAAUAGCGCUGUCACCAUAGCAGAAAACAUCAUAAAUGGCACGGAACUGUGGGAGGACAAUUUAGCUUAUUUGACUGUCGAUGAUUUCAGCCCAUUUCUGGGCAUAAAGUAUAGUGAUAUUGAAAAACUAACAAGAUUGAAUCUGGAUAAACCGAAACCUGAUGGAAUCCCCAAUGGAAAGGCAGAUAAUUACAAUGCUCAAGCGGCAAAUACCACGUCCAUCGGUAAGAUACAAAAAUCAAGCAUAUGGGCAAGCAGGUACACUGGGACGUAUUCCAGCUCAUUGCGCUGCAAACGUUCGGGAAACUUGGAUGAUCGCAAGACAGAAACAACUAAGAGAAAACAGUCUAGUGUGACCAAAGUCAUAUGGGACUUCCAGUCAGAACCGAUUCACCCGAAAAUAAGUUUUGAGGCGCUCAAGGCACGUGCUGAAUUGAAGCCUGAUGCGCAUGCACCCAUGAUUGGCUCAGAUUGGUGGGUUGAAGUCCUUGUAUACGCAAAAUUGGGAUACUGGUCACCAGAAAUUCUGCCACCAUCUUUGCAAACAACCGAAGCGAGCAGCGACAUGGACCUUCGUUCCCUCACCAGUACGGUAGCAGCGAUAACUCGAGGAACAACUGCAUCCUCACAGCAUAGUGUAAAUCCAGCAAAACGAUUCAUUGCCAAAUUUGGUGGCCUACAUAGGUUUUAUCAGAGCCUUUAUGAAGGAUCCGUCAGCACGGAAGACUUGGAAACUGCCAUUCACCUCUGUCACUUUGGUCUGCAUCUCGGUCUGAAACGCUCCAUAAGAAACAUGGAAGACAGGAAGCUUCAGCAAAGGCGUAGUCAUCAGAUUACACUUCGUUCAUCAAGUGUAGCAGCAAUGUAUAAAGCGAUACAGUCACAAGCCAAAAAUGAGAACCGAAACUUAGUCGCUCCAAAAGAUUUAAGAGCCGUCAUAAACACGCUAUUUCUGGGAGAGCUAAAUUCAUUCAGAGAUAUGUCAUUUUACCAGAAUCCUCAACAAGCAACAUGCUUUGAAACUGCCGCAGAUUCCAGCAUUUUGUACAACACUCCACCGGUAAAAUAUGAUGAGUCCGUUGGCACAGUGGACACAUCAACUUCAGAACGAUCAACCGAAUCGACAGCUGAAAAUCCUCCAGAUACAACUGGUCUAACACAACCCAGUCAGCUGACCAGCCAUGGAAAUGAAAACUCCAAACCACGACAUAUGGACGCCAGUACUCAACUGACUUCUCUCAGUUCUCUGGAGUCUCGGAUAAGUACUGACAUACGUGGAGAGAGUCUAGAAGAAAGACAGAGUCAAACAACUAGAUCUGCUCAGAACGUUAGAGUGGGAACAGACAAAACUGAAAGACGCUCAUUACAUCUAAAUUUCACGCAAACUAAGCAUCUGCCUAGCUAUCCUCAACCAUCCGUUACGGUAGCUACCACUAAGGCAAGUUGCGGUUCGCGUCUACAGUCUUUAAACUCCAGUAGGAUAUUUCCAAGUCACCGUACCACAAAAAUCAUUCGGCACCUAAGAAACAUCAUACCUGAUUUCGAAAGUAAAAUUAACAUUCAAGACUUGCUCGAGCAAACGAUACUGCAACUCAGCAACAAAGUACUCUACCAUCCGGAGAUUUCGGUCACGCAAGGAGAUUCAGCAGAGGCUAGAGUACAAAAACUAGUCAGAUUUACUUCUCGAAAGCAGCCAAUCCUCGAAAGAAUCCUCCGCCAGCAGUCAGAAGAGUUGUUAUCCUACCUGAAGAAACCCGCAGAGCCCAUAGAGCCUCAAGUCAGUUUCGAUCAGCCCAGCUUGACCUGCCGUUUUAUGCUGCCUACCAUUCAACCAGAUCGGCCCCCAACGAGAGUCACCAUUUCAAACACGGUAGAUGUGGACCACUCAGAAUUAGUACUGAACAAAAGAAGGGGGAGCAAACUGAUACGAUCACCGCUGUCCGAGGAUAGUCGUUCAAACGCCUCAUAUCUGUCGCUGCUAAGAUGCGGUCCCAAUUUUAAGACAACUAGUGAAGAAGGUUCCACUUCAGUCGACACUGCAGUCGAUCCCUGUAUACACAGAUUGAGUGGGUCCUUCUACAGUAGCAUUACACAGUCAUCUGGUCACGUAAAAGCACUUGGAUUUAGGCUAAGCGAACCCUUUCAAUCAGAACGCGAUCGCCACCUAUUUCUCGUACCAAGGUUACCUCCCAGACCGGCAACUAUGCUACAAGCGGUCAGUCAAGAACUACGUAAAGUCCACCCAUAUAUUUUGGAGUAUUUUACGCAAACGCUUCAGCAAGUUGUUACAGAUAGUAUUUGGGUGACGGAACGUAAUCCGAUCAAGCUCUUCCCGGCCUUGGAAAGGCUGGGUGCUGAUCUUAUGGCUUACCGACAGUCUUCAGGUCACGUGGUGCGAUUCAAAAUCAUGUCGAUCAUCUCUGCAUCCGGACGCAAUAGGCUGCUGAGAAAGCAGUUGAAGCAUGGUGCGAUGCUGCAAGGGAACUGGUUAGAUCAGCUUCUACGUUCUUUAGGCAGCCAGCAACCAAGCUGCCGCACAGAGGCUGCCCUGGCUUUAGCAAAAUUAGCAAGCGAAACACGGCUGAUGAAUAAGCUUUUGGCGGAACAGCGAUCCACCGUCAUAACAGACAUCUUCCAUUCACUCUUCCGAGCCGCCGAAUACUACCCGAAAAACUGGCCAGAAUAUUACAUGACAAUCUGUUUCUUCCUCCAUCACAACCAGUGUCAGCGGAUAUUGGACAGCUUGCUCGAUUGCGGCGCACAAGCUAGAUCGAGCAUCACAGGCCCAGGCUUCUUACACCUGUUGGGCUAUAUCUACACCUAUUGGCCGAAAACUCUGCUGGAAACGCUAAGUGUGAACGAAAAAUAUCUAAAUCGUCUGUUUGAUACGGCACUGAGUAAUCCGAUUACCAAGAAAGCAACUCGAGAGACUAUUGCUGCAUUGUACGGGUACAUUACCAUCAAGACGAAUUUAUUCUCUCUGUGGCAACCAGAAUCCAACCGUGUGAAACACAACACCUCGAAUGUCGACAACGGGCGCUAGGAAACGAACCGGUGAAACAACCUGGUGUAUGAUUUGGGUUGUUGAACAUCAUCUGUACAUACAUUUGAUAGGGUAUGUCGCUUUGUCACUCAGGUAAACAUCGAUGUGAUUUAUUCCAGUUAACAUAUGAUACAAACGGUUCCGCUGGCUAAGCCACCGCAUCAUGAUUGGUGAUCCUACUUGAUGCUUAUUUGUCGAUAGAAUUUCUAUGCAACUACCUCAUGUGACGCGAACUGAGGGGGUCGUUGGUGUUGAAAUAACAAAAUGUACGCAUUGUACACUUAUGUUUUUGUUCCCACAUUGGCCACACGGUCGUUCAGUCCUCCGAGUUCAUUUCCGUUGCCUGAAUCCCAACAGGGCUCGGAAGCACAAAUGGCAGUACAGUACGAGAAAGAAACUGCUGAUUUUGC